UGCACUCCUGCAGUACAAACCCGGAAGUGCCACGCUGGAGAUAAACAAACGUCAAAUUCCAACAUCACAUUUUUGUCUCAAACAAAUCCAAUGUAACUCCAUAAGUAUGUGAGUGACAUAAAUAAAACUCAGUACACCAGAGUAGUUAAGAGUGAAACAGUAAAAAUGGGACAACUUUGGGCAAAAAGUUUUGGCCGCCUGAUGAAGAAAAAAGAGGUCAGGAUUUUGGUUCUUGGUCUUGAUGCCUCGGGGAAGACGACCAUGUUGUACAGGAUGAAACUAGGUGAAGUGGUGACAACCAUCCCGACCAUUGGAUUCAAUGUCGAGACCGUCGAAUACAAGGAUAUCUCUUUUACAGUCUGGGAUGUUGGAGGCAGGGGAAAAAUUCGCCCCCUUUAUCGCCAUUACUACCCAAAUACUGACGCUGUGAUCUUCAUGAUCGAUAGCAAUGACAGGGAGCGCUUCUCCGAAAUGAAAGACGAAAUGGAACACUUCCUUGCUGAAGAUGAUCUCAGGAAUACGACUUUCAUCGCCAUGGCGAAUAAGCAGGAUUUACCAGACGCUAUGUCGCCAACCGAGGUGGCGGGUCUUAUCAACAAGGACAGGAAAGGGUUUAGGAAGGAUAGAAUUGCCGUUUUCCCAACAUCAGCAAAAACUAGUGAAGGUCUGUUCGAAUGUUUUGACUGGCUGUGUGAUGAAUUGAGUGGAAAACACAUUCAGGAGACGGCAGUCGAACCAUGGAAAGAUAUGGCCAAGGACAUCACAGAGGAGGGGAAAACUGGGCUAAAAUUUGUCACAACCACUUGGAUGAAACUGUUGUCUACUUUUCAAUUAACUUCUAAGGUGUGAGAAUGCAGGCAUAAGGAUCUUUAGAAUCGUUUAAAGGACUGGUCUCACCCUGGAGAAUCAACUCUCCAACUUGAUGAGAAUCAGGCUUUCCAACUUGUUGUUGAGAAUCAGUCAGGUUUUCCAACUUGUCAACAAUCAAGCAGGCUUUCGAAUUGGUCAAGAAUCUGAUAGGUUUUUCAACCUGCUGAAUAUCAGGCAGGCUUUCCAAAUUGCUGGCCUGUCCAAGGAAAGUUUUUCAAUGAUAUUGGAAAAAAAAAAAAUUUCUGUUCUGACGAGGUUGUGCACCACUGAUUUGUCCUGUGGGUAUAUGUAAUAAACAAAUUGCAAAAUGUGCUUGUUUAUGCGUACACUGGUGGCUCUGAAAUUUUGUGCAUAUGAUGUCAUAUUGUUCUAGUAACCAGAGAGACACAGGUUAUAUUAGUAACUUUACCACUGAGAGCAAACUUUGGCGAUUUGUUUGUGCUGCACAAAUCUUCCCUGGGACUUCCAAGGGCAAGCUGCUCGGACAGUUGGAAAGCCAGUCCAGAAUGCACAUAAUUCUCAGUCAGUUGAAAACUGAAUCCCGGAGCGAAUCUGUUAUGUUCAUUCCUCAAGACCUAACUCAAAAAAUAGCCCAAAAAAGAAUUUUAAAACCUAUACUCAACUGCCAAAUUCUUAUCUAGCAUGGUAAUAAUGUGUUCUGGUCUUGAUGAAGGGCAUAUUUACCAAAGAAUUAUAAAAUACUUACAUAUGACUGUGAUAAAAUACUGUGUUGUCUCUAGUGUGUAUUUAUGAACCUUUUUGCACCUGUUUUCUUUGAAAGAAAUAUUCUUAUUAUGA
This is a messenger RNA of Lineus longissimus, 1668 nucleotides long. RefSeq lists its product as uncharacterized. Gene Ontology annotation, biological process: intracellular protein transport; vesicle-mediated transport. The transcript has 4 exons. Gene Ontology annotation, cellular component: cytoplasm; plasma membrane. The record is from RefSeq and is a predicted model, not a curated record. NCBI's taxonomy places the organism in Eukaryota, Metazoa, Nemertea, Pilidiophora, Heteronemertea, Lineidae. Bases 166 to 849 code for a protein of 227 amino acids. Gene Ontology annotation, molecular function: GTPase activity; GTP binding.